AUGAAGACGGAGCGCCAACCCAUCGUAAAGCGAGGCGUCGCCGAUGCCGCGAGGCCGCAUGCGACUCUCCCCACCGUCUGCGUCGCCUGCGUGGAGGAGCGCGAUCACCUCGAGGCCAUCAAGCGCGAGCACGCGGCGGAGAGGGAAUCGUGGAACAAGGAGAAGGCGGUCAUGGCCCGCGCGCACUCCCAGGAGGUGAAGCGCGGCAACGAGCUUCAGAAACAGCUGGCGGCGGCGAGCCGCAAGGACGCGGACCACGAGGAGAACUUGGACCUGGAGGCUGCCAAGCGCGAGCACGCCGCCGAGAGGGAAAAGUGGGCCAAGGAGCGGGCGGUCAUGGCGCGUCAACUCUCCGCGGAGGCGAAGCGCGGCAACGACCUCGAGAGGCAGCUCGCGCUCGCGACGAGUCGCGUGGGCGGGGACGCGACGGAGCUCGCCGCGGUCAAGAAGAGACUCUUCGCCGCCAACGCCGAGGCGAAGAAGACGGAGGCGAGGUUCAACGCCCAGGAGAGCAGGCACCGACUGGAGCUCAGGGAGAGGGAGGUGGCGACGCUGCGAACGACAAACGAAUCGGACCGGCGAGCGGCGGAGGCGACCGCGCGCGCCCUCGAAGCCGAGGGCGCCGUCGCCGCCGCGCACGCGGAGCGCGACGCCGCCGUCGACGCCGCGCGCACCGCCGCGGCCGCGCUCCGAUCGCUCGAACACAAGUUCGCGGACGCUGUGCGCGCGUCACAGCUGGCGCAGGACGAGGCUCGCGUUAACAUGGAGCGGAUGCACUCGGAGCACCUCGAGAGGGUCGCGUUUUACGAGGAUCGCAUCACGCGGCUGGAGCGGGAGAGGCACGCGGAGAAGGAGAACGGGUUACUCGCGGACGAGGUGUUCAAGAAGCUGGCGGACUUUCGCCUCGCGGAGAUUCGGGAGAAGGGGAGGCUGUUGGCGUCGACGACGACGCAGGAAACGUAA
Molecule: messenger RNA, 963 nt
Organism: Micromonas commoda
Lineage: Eukaryota; Viridiplantae; Chlorophyta; Mamiellophyceae; Mamiellales; Mamiellaceae
Exons: 1
Coding region: 1-963 (320 amino acids)
Source: RefSeq, a predicted model, not a curated record